This is a messenger RNA of Tigriopus californicus, 3577 nucleotides long. RefSeq names its product neprilysin-2-like (gene Nep2). Gene Ontology annotation, biological process: protein processing. The transcript has 8 exons. The coding region runs from base 406 to 2838 and encodes 810 amino acids. Gene Ontology annotation, molecular function: metalloendopeptidase activity. Gene Ontology annotation, cellular component: plasma membrane. NCBI's taxonomy places the organism in Eukaryota, Metazoa, Arthropoda, Copepoda, Harpacticoida, Harpacticidae. The record is from RefSeq and is a predicted model, not a curated record.
CUUCGAAAAUCGACGGACAGCCGAUCGAUCCGUUUAUUUUACCCAUCAGUUCUAAGGCUGGAGCGAGCGGGUUCACUCGCAUCAAUUUGGAAAGGGGUUGACGGUGGAGGUCGUAAAUGACAAGGCCUUUCUUAAUCACCAAUUGACAUGAAUUGUGAUAAGAUCCUCGUUAGCUAAAGGCGAAUUAUCGUUAUUUUUUGCCAGCCAGUGGGUGUUGUGGAUUUGAAGCUAAAAAUCACCUGCCACUAGUGUACCCAGCUUAGCGUAAGUGAGCCCAUCGAUCUCAAGUCGGUUUUGUUAUUUGCCAUACAUAAUCGGCAUCGUCAAUCGAGGUCAUGAGGCGAGAAUCAUUGUCUGCCAUGACUUGAAUGCGUGCCGUUGGUGAAUCGUUGCUCGUAGUCAGGGAUGCCUGGCAGUAGUGCUCACCCGCAAUUUGGAAAGGCAGACUCACAGUUGCCACUGACCUCGGCCACGAGCCGGAAUUCGUCUACAAAGUCCUCGCUUUUCCCACCGAAAGGAACCGAUCGGGCCAUGGAUAUGGAGAUCCAGCAGGUCCCGUGGUGGAACCGCCGUUCACAAAUGGAGCGACGUCUCUUUAUCUUGGCCGUCCUCUUGUUGUGCUUGGCAGUAGGAUUGGCCUUGGCCCUGGUCAGCGUGGUGUAUUCGCAAUCGCAAAAGGACUCUAACUCGCUCCAUAAGACGACAGCGGCCUUUACGGGUGAUGAUAGCUCCGUCCAAACGAAUGGCCAUUACAUUGGCUCCAACGAGGAUGCCAAUGCUCAGAGCUACUGCUUGACCCCGUCUUGUAUUCGGUCAGCCGGCGAAUUGCUUGAUAAUAUGGACGAUAAAGUGAACCCUUGUGUGGAUUUCUUCCAAUUUUCGUGUGGUGGAUUCAUAAAGAAGACCUCGAUCCCGGAUGAUCGGACACGAAUGUCAUCGUUUUCAGUGUUGGGGGAUAAAUUGCUCACUCAGGUUCGGCUUUUGUUGGAAGAGGAGAAUUCCCCCGAUGAGGCGAAAUCGUUUCAUAUGGCCCGUUAUGUGUAUCAGUCCUGCAUGGAUAAAGAGGGCAUUGAACGCUUGGGUGUAGAUCCUCUUAAACAAAUCCUUCGAACUUUGGGAGGAUGGCCCGUGUUAGAGGGCGCCUCUUGGAACGGUUCCAACUACAUCUGGUACGAGCAAGUCUAUCGUUUCCGAAAAAUGGGCUACUCCGUGGAUUAUUUUGUGGACUUCUCCGUCACCACGGACCUGAAGAACAGCUCAUGGCGGAUCUUGGACCUGGAUCAACCAGGCCUCGGGAUGAGUCGGGAAUACCUGAUCAAGGGCUUUUUCGACGAGGAUGUUCAGGCCUAUCUUCAUUAUAUGAUUGACGUGGCCACGUUUUUGGGGGCUGAUCCGAGCACAGUGGCCCAAGAGAUGAAAGAGGUGCUAGAAUUCGAGAUUAUGCUGGCUAAUUUCUCGCUGCCCCGUGAGGAGCGACGAAAUGCUUCCAAGCUCUACAAUCCCAUGAGGAUCAAGGAUGUGUCCAAUUUCGAUCCACACACACCUUGGCUGGAGUACAUCAACAAUAUCUUGACUUCAGAUAUCAUCCAGGUCAGCGAGGACGAGAUCAUCAUUGUGGAUGUGCCUGAAUAUCUGGUCAAAUUCUCAUCGUUCAUCCAAAAGGUGCCAGCUCGAGUUCAAUCUAACUACAUGCUGUGGCGGGUAGCAGCCGCCUCCAUGAAAUACCUGAAUGAAGAAGCCAGAAAGAUCUCAUUGCGGUUCUCUGAAAAACUCACUGGAAAAUCGGAGGAGACGCCAAGAUGGAGAACGUGCGUUGGUGCUGCCAAAGGUAGUUUGGCUAACGCCGUGGGUGCCAUGUACGUGCGAAGGUAUUUUGACGAGGCCUCCAAACAGGCGGCUUUGGACAUGGUGGCAGACAUCAGGACGGAAUUCGACAGCAUCCUCGAAAAGGUCGACUGGAUGGAUGCAAAUACGAAAAGACGAGCCAAGCAAAAGGCCAAGGACAUCGUGGAACAUAUAGGUUAUCCUCCUGAACUCCUGGACAACGAGAAGCUCAACGAGUUGUACGCUGGCCUCGAAUUGAACAGUACACAUUACCUGGGUAAUGCCCUCAACAUGACCGUGUUUGGCACGAACUACGCAUUCUCUAAACUCCGAGAACGAGUGAACAAGACAGAUUGGAUUCGCCAUGGACGUCCCGCCGUGGUCAACGCCUUCUAUAGCCCUCUUGAGAAUUCGAUCCAAUUUCCGGCCGGAAUCCUCCAAGGAAUCUUCUUUUCCAAUGAUCGACCCAAAUACAUGAAUUACGGUGCCAUAGGCUGGGUCAUUGGUCACGAGAUCACACAUGGGUUCGAUGAUCAGGGGCGGCAAUUCGACAUGGAAGGGAACCUUGUGGACUGGUGGGAACCGAUCACGAAGGAGCGUUAUCUCCAGAAAGCUCAGUGCAUCAUUCAACAAUACGGCAACUAUACUAUCCCCCAUCUGGAACUGAGUCUGAAUGGCAUCAACACGCAAGGAGAGAAUAUCGCCGACAACGGAGGGAUCAAAGAGGCUUAUCAAGCUUACGAGAAAUGGGUUGCCCGGACCCACCAAAAGGAGCAGCUUUUGCCGGGAUUGGGUAAAUUCAAUCAACGCCAACUGUUCUGGAUGAGUGCAGCCAAUGUGUGGUGUGCCAAAUAUCGCGAUAAGGCUCUUAAGUUGCGCGUUCUCACUGGGGUUCACUCGCCCGAUAUGUUCCGGGUGAGAGGUCCCUUCUCCAAUAUGCCCGAGUUCUCUCGAGACUUUCAGUGUCCUCUGGGAUCACCCAUGAACCCUGAGAAGAAGUGCGAGGUGUGGUAAUCUAUCAAUCGCCUUGACCACCGCGACAAUAAUGCCAAAACGAGCAGAGACGAAACAGAGUCUCGUCCUCUCCAAACCCUGAUUUGUCAGUUCACGAUUGAGUUGUGAACUAUCACAGCAACUAUUACUGCUACUACUACUUCAUCAUUAUCAUCAUUAGUCAAUUACUAAUUAUAUAUACUAGUAUAUCAUAAAGUACAGCACAGCCCCACCCAGUUAUUUGUUUGUCUGGAACCAUCGCCAUAUAUUACUAUUACUAUUCAAUUCAUUGUGCCGUUUUAAGGCCGCGUGACAUCAAAUUACUGCACAGACUUACGUAUGUUGAGGAACUUGUAUUGGUGCACACACACAAAUACACACUGUUAGUGUUGUUGAAAUGAACUGGACUCGACUGAGAAUGGCUCAGACGAACAAUUUGACUUAUGACAAGCGAACAAAUUAAAAGAAACGCCACAAUGCGUCUUAAAGAGCCUGGAAUACUAUAAAGCUGGGUACUUUCGUCUGCCACUUACACGGAGUGUUUGCUAUAUCAGACACAGAUACCUCGGUUGACGUACUCGAGUGUGUGAACUUUUUCCAGUGUUUGCGUGCCAAUCAGUCAAGAAAGAAUGCCAUUAUAAAGAGGAGAAUGAAGUAACUCGAUUGAGAAUCUGCGACGGUGUCCUGAAUCGUCCUUUUGUUCAACAUGUUUCGCCAUGAGAGUGUAUUUUGGCCAAUAAAAUAAGCUAUUCUUUCUUAA